Leishmania mexicana MHOM/GT/2001/U1103 is the source of this 837-nucleotide messenger RNA. RefSeq lists its product as hypothetical. Gene Ontology annotation, biological process: negative regulation of protein localization to cilium. The transcript has a single exon. The record is from RefSeq and is a predicted model, not a curated record. Bases 1 to 837 code for a protein of 278 amino acids. NCBI's taxonomy places the organism in Eukaryota, Euglenozoa, Kinetoplastea, Trypanosomatida, Trypanosomatidae. Gene Ontology annotation, cellular component: cytoplasm.
AUGGAUCCGUUGGCGGGACUCACGACGGAGUCGCGAAGCGUGAUCGACAACUUCUUCCGCUGGUCGCGCCUCUCCCUCGACAAGUUCAAGCGCGACUUGACCGUCGAGGCAAGCGUGUUUCAAACUGGCAACUUGUGGCGGGAGCAGUAUACAAAGGCGGAGGUGGCGCAGAUGCUGAAUGGACAGCUGGCGUUGAUGCUCGGUGUCGUUGACACGCAGAUGGAGGGAACGACGGCGGCCUCGGCCGAGCUCAUGCGCGCGGUGCUGCGCGAGGCUGACCGGCAGCGGUUGACUCUGGACAUUGACGUGAAGUCGGUGCUGAACAACGCCGGCGGCGUGAACGCGAUGGGGGAGCACGGCCGUCAGUUGUUGAGCGGCCCGGCAGGGCGUUUGGCGCCCCUCACCGUGGAGGAGGCCUCUGGGGAGGCGGCACGGCAGCUGGCAGAGGCGAACGCAGAGGUGAGGCGGCUACAGGCGAAACUGCAGCAAGUGACAGACGCCUAUACACAGGUGAUGAAGGGCCGCUCGUCGGACACGGAGAGCUUGCUGUCGAUGCAGGAUGCAAUGAACGACAAGGAGCGCCUUGCCGCCGAGCUGGUGCGCCGGUGCCAGGGACAGGACCCAUCGCUCGCGGUGAUAGUGCAGGAGCUGCGCGCCGAGGUGGCUGAGGCGAAGCGAGAGCUCGCUGCGCGGCUGCACCAGUCGACGCAGUAUCAGCAAGUGAAGCAUCUCCUUGCACAGCGCAACGAGCAACUCAAGAUGAUGCGUGAGCGGCUGGCUGCUUACGACCCGUCGUUCGCCCGUUACGGCGACGAUAUCAAUGCCGAGGACGACUGA